UGUUAAACCAACCCACGACCGGGUCGAAACGACCGAAGGCUCACAGUGUUUGUGUGUGUGUGUGUGUGUUCCUGUCACUCUUGACCUGAGCAGCGAGGAGCAGCAUGAAGACGGCUCUGGUCCUGCUGGGAUAUCUGAGCUGUGUUCAGAGUCUGGUGAGGGUACCACUAAUUCGUUUGCCCUCGGUUCGCGGUCGGCUUCGAGCCGCUGACCAGCUGAAUGAGUUCCUGCGUGAGCACCAGCCGGACGUGUUCUCCAGGCGCUACGCUCAGUGUUACCCAGCCGCACAACACUACCUUCGCCUGGGGGGCAGAUCCGUAGAGAGACUCUACAACUUCAUGGACGCACAGUUCUUCGGUCAGAUCAGUCUGGGCAAACCAGAGCAGAAUUUCACGGUGGUGUUUGAUACGGGCUCCACCGAUCUCUGGGUCCCUUCAUCUUACUGCGUGAGCCAAGCAUGCGCGAUGCACCACAAGUUCAAGGCCUUUGAGUCCAGCACGUACGCCCAUGACGGACGAGUCUUUGGCAUCCAUUACGGCUCUGGUCACCUGCUGGGAGUGAUGGCCAGAGAACAACUAAAGGUGGGCUCUUUGACGGUCCAGAACCAGGUGUUCGGAGAGGCUGUGUACGAGCCUGGCUUUACCUUCGUCCUGGCUCAGUUUGACGGGGUUAUGGGUCUGGGUUUCCCUCCGCUGGCAGAGGAGCUGGGCUCUCCUGUGUUUGACAGUAUGAUAGCGCAGGGCUUGCUGGACCAGCCCGUCUUCUCCUUCUAUCUCAAGAACAACGUUUCUGGCUUCGGAGGGGAGCUGCUGUUCGGGGGUGUGGAUGAAAGCCGCUUCGUUUCUCCCAUCAACUGGGCUCCGGUCACUCAGAAGGGCUACUGGCAGAUCAGAUUAGACACUGUGAGGGUUCAGGGAGCUCUGAGUUUCUGCUAUCGUAGCGCUCAAGGCUGCCAAGCCAUAGUGGACACAGGAACCUCUCUGAUCGGCGGCCCAGCCAGAGACAUCCUGCUCCUCCAGCAGUUUAUUGGAGCAACACCCAGCGCUGUCGGAGAGUACCUUCUAGACUGUGUGAGGAUCAGCAGUCUUCCUGUAGUGUCUUUCCUGAUCAAUAAUGUGGAGUAUUCUCUGACUGGAGAGCAGUAUGUCAGGAGGGAGGUGCUGAACAAUAAGGAGAUCUGCUUCAGUGGCUUUCAGUCUAUAGACGUCCCGUCUCCUGCUGGCCCCGUCUGGAUUCUAGGAGAUGUUUUCCUCUCUCAGUUUUACAGCAUCUAUGACAGAGGUCAUGAUCGGGUGGGACUCGCUCAUCUUUCAGGAAGGUCACAGAUCUCUGUUUAGAUCACAUCUCAUCUCUGAAUGUGCUGCUAAAUGCAGAAGAACCUAAUGAAUGUUUUACAUUCUCUAUUAAAUCACUACACUUCAUCA
Messenger RNA from Puntigrus tetrazona (Sumatra barb), 1424 nucleotides. Its product is annotated as cathepsin E-like. The transcript has 9 exons. NCBI's taxonomy places the organism in Eukaryota, Metazoa, Chordata, Actinopteri, Cypriniformes, Cyprinidae. Gene Ontology annotation, molecular function: aspartic-type endopeptidase activity. Gene Ontology annotation, biological process: proteolysis. The record is from RefSeq and is a predicted model, not a curated record. Bases 105 to 1337 code for a protein of 410 amino acids.